Molecule: messenger RNA, 807 nt
Organism: Lodderomyces jiufengensis
Lineage: Eukaryota; Fungi; Ascomycota; Pichiomycetes; Serinales; Debaryomycetaceae
Gene: PSF1
Product: DNA replication protein
Exons: 1
Coding region: 1-807 (268 amino acids)
Biological process (GO): DNA replication; DNA strand elongation involved in mitotic DNA replication
Cellular component (GO): GINS complex
Source: RefSeq, a predicted model, not a curated record
AUGUACGGAGACCAAGCUAAUAAACUAAUACUAGAUGCAAAAAGAUUCUCAAAUUUACCAAAUAUACCCAUAUAUCAAUCAGAUUUAAUAAAUAAUAUAAUAAAAGAAAUAAAUGAUUUAAAUAAAGAUGCAGAAUAUUUAUCAAUGAUUAAUGAAAAUUUACAAUUAGAAAAAGAAGAAAAUGAACAACAUGGAUUAGAAGAAGUAGAAGAAAGUAAAGAAGAUUAUAAAAUAAAUCAAUGUCAAACUUUUGUAACACAUUUAUCAAUGAGAAGGAAUAAAAGAUGUUUAUUAGCUUAUGAAAAAUUAAGAAGUGAUAAAUUAAUUGAAUUUUCUUGGUUAAAUAUUGAUCCAACUGAAUCUAUAUCACAAGAAAGUACUACUACUACAAAUGUGAAUAAUAAUAAUAAUUAUCAUAAUAAUUCAUCAACAAACAACUCCAAUAAUAACAACUCUUCAAGUACUCAAACCAAUUCGAAAUCUAAAUAUAUACCACCACAACUAAAACUAAUCCCAAAUUAUACAACUCAAUUAGAUUUAAAUAACUUAAAUCAUUUCGAACAAGACUUUUUUAAAAAUUAUUCAAAUUUAAUAACAACAUAUAAAUCAAAAUUUGGUGAAUAUUUAGAUUUAACUGGUGAUUUAAAACCACCAACUGAAAUAUUUAUUGAUGUUAGAUGUUUGAAAGAUGGUGGUGAUGUUACUACUGAAUAUGGUUCAUUCAAUUUAAUUAAAGAUUCUCAAUUUUAUGUAAGGAAAAAUGAUGUUGAAAGAUUAAUUCAACAAGGUUAUCUUGAGGAAAUAUAG